AUGGCGGGAAAACAAGCAAAGAAGAAGAAGGCGGAAGUUAGCAACACAGUUCAAGAGGACGAGACAAAGCGCGACCUCUACUCGCUACAAGGAAGCACCAGAAUGCUGAAAGAGUUGGUGAAGGAGCGACUCAUGGCGGCAGCUGAUGAAAUAUCGGCAAUGUUUGAAAGAACGAUAGCGUCCUACGAGGAGGAACUUUCCCGAACGAGAGAGGAGAAGGAGCGACAUCUACAACAACUGGAGGCUGUUAGCAAGACUCCAAAUGUGCUCCACCUUGGAGACGUCCAGCAGCUGAUCGGUCAUCAAGAACAACGUCCCACUCAGCCGCAGGGGGGGCACUCCUCUUGGAAGCAGGAGGAUCGCCAGCCCCCCCACUGUAAAGAGGAAGAGUGUCUUCCCUGGUGGGAGGAAGCCGAUCCCACCAAGUUGCCACUGACUGUUGUCUCUGUGAAGAUAGACGAUGGUGAAGAGGAACCACAAGCAGACAAGCUCUCAGCUCAGCCAUCAGCCAGCAACAACGUGACGUCACACUCCCCUGACGAUAAAGACGGGAACCCCACCCAAGAAGCUUUAAGCAGCUAUACAGACUGUGAAGCUGCAAUGAGGACUCACAUUGACAACAAACACUCUAAAAAGAAGAAAACAGGUCAAGAUUGUUUGACCUGCUUAGUUUGUGCUAAGACGUUCACUCAAAAGGGCCACCUGACUCAGCACAUGAGAACGCACACAGGUGAAAAACCAUUUGGUUGCUCAGUUUGUGCUAAAAGAUUCUCUCAGAAGGGAACGAUGGCGAUACACAUGAGAACGCACACAAGAGAAACGCCUUUUAGUUGCUCUGUAUGCGCUAAAAGCUUUGCUCACAGUAACAGUUUGACUCGACAUAUGUCCAAACACACUGGAGAGAAACCUUUUAGUUGCUCAGUUUGUGCUAAAAGGUUCUCCCACAAGGUACCAAUGGAAUUGCACAUGCGAACGCACACAGGAGAGAAACCCUUUUGUUGUUCAGUGUGUGGCAAGCAGUUCUCUCAAAAGGUAGCAAUGAUAUCACACAUGAGAGCGCACACAGGAGAGAAACCCUUUUGUUGUUCCGUUUGUGGUAAAAGAUUCUCUCGGAAAGUAAAUGUGGCAACACACAUGAGAACGCACACGGGAGAAAAACCCUUUCGGUGUUCAGUGUGUGAUCAGAGAUUCUCUCACGAUGCAACAUUGCGGUCACACAUGAGAACACACACAGGAGAAAAACCAUUUCAUUGUUUAGUUUGUGAUCAAAGAUUCUCUCGAAAGUUAACAAUGGUGUCACACAUGACAACGCACACGGGAGAAAAACCCUUUCGUUGUCCACUUUGUGGUAAAAGAUUCUCUCAAAAAUCCAAUGUAGCAUCACACAUGACAACGCACACAGGAGAAAAACCCUUUAGUUGUUCCGUUUGUGGUCAAAGAUUCUCUCAGAAGUCCAAUAUGGUUUCACACAGGAGGAAACACACUGGACAAAUAGAAGGUUUGGGGUCAGCCUCAGAUAAGAAUGAGCUGACAUGAGAUGAUCAAGUUUGCAUUUCCAACAGUUGGCUAAGACAUACUAUUUUAAAACAAAGAAAAGUUGGCUGCUACAGGAAAUAAUGAAAACAAUAGUAAAAAAAACCUCCAAGCCACCCGACCACAGCCUUUACGAGUCAUGGCAGGGUAAAGGUGACUAUAGGGGUGUUAUUUUUCAUGUCUAGAGGGCUUUAAUAAUGUUAGAAAGCGUAUUUAGAAGGUCAUAAACAGGUUUUCUAUGUCUUAUAUGUCUUAUUUUCUGUCAUAUUGGAUCAUAUUGGGUAAUAGGAGUGUAAAGGUAACUAUUGUAUAGGGUGUUAUUUUGUGUCUGAUGUUAGUGUAUUUAGAAGGUGAUAUCUAUGAAAAUAUUCCAUUUGUUCUACGUGUACCGUGGUACUAUGAAGCCACAAGGAUCUUCUAACAAGCUCUUGGAACAUCAUAGAUGAUAUUCUACGUGUCCCGUGGGAAGU
Messenger RNA from Dunckerocampus dactyliophorus (ringed pipefish), 2003 nucleotides. Its product is annotated as gastrula zinc finger protein XlCGF57.1-like. Bases 1 to 1536 code for a protein of 511 amino acids. Gene Ontology annotation, biological process: regulation of transcription by RNA polymerase II. Lineage: Eukaryota; Metazoa; Chordata; Actinopteri; Syngnathiformes; Syngnathidae. Gene Ontology annotation, molecular function: RNA polymerase II cis-regulatory region sequence-specific DNA binding; DNA-binding transcription factor activity, RNA polymerase II-specific. The transcript is spliced from 2 exons. The record is from RefSeq and is a predicted model, not a curated record.